Messenger RNA from Anoplopoma fimbria (sablefish), 3102 nucleotides. It is a transcript of the gene rtf1, whose product is annotated as RTF1 homolog, Paf1/RNA polymerase II complex component. Gene Ontology annotation, cellular component: Cdc73/Paf1 complex. The record is from RefSeq and is a predicted model, not a curated record. Gene Ontology annotation, molecular function: RNA polymerase II C-terminal domain phosphoserine binding; DNA binding. NCBI's taxonomy places the organism in Eukaryota, Metazoa, Chordata, Actinopteri, Perciformes, Anoplopomatidae. The transcript is spliced from 18 exons. Bases 83 to 2116 code for a protein of 677 amino acids.
CCGCAGAGUUAGCAGCAGCGGCUAGCCUCUAACAUUUAGACGACACAGCGGGUAGCUAGCAGGGUUAGCCGCGCAGCUAAUCAUGGUGAAUGUAAAGAAGCGGAAAGGUCGAGUCGUGAUUGACUCUGACUCUGAGGACAGUGCUAGUGAUGAUAACUUAGAUCAGGAGCUCUUGUCUUUGGCAAAGAGGAAGAGGGUUGAUUCGGGUGAUCAGGAGGAGCCGGUCAGCAAACCUGCAGCUUCUACAGACUCUGAGACAUCCGAUAGUGAUGAUGAGUGGACUGUGGGUGGCACCAAAGGCAAAAAGAAGGUUAAGCCAGGGAAAGGGUCUGAGAAGAAGAAUGCUACAAAGAAGAAGGUUAAUAAAGCAACGGCGUCCGGCAGCUCCGAUGGAGGCAGCUCAGCCGAGAGCUCUGCACCAGAGGAGGGUGAGGUGUCUGAUUCCGAGAGCAACAGCUCGUCCUCCAGCUCCGACUCGGACUCCUCUGAGGACGAUGUGUUCAGGGACGGUUACGACGACGACUUGAUGGGAGACGCGGAGGACAGAGCUCGCCUGGAGCAGAUGACAGAGAAGGAGAGAGAGCAGGAGCUGUUCAACAGAAUUGAGAAGAGAGAGGUGCUAAAGAGACGUUUUGAAAUCAAGAAAAAGCUGAAGACGGCAAAGAAAAAAGAGAAAGAGGAGAAGAAAAAGAAGCAGGAGGAAGAGCAAGAAAAGAGGAAGCUAUCUCAGGUUCAAGACACACAAGUGGUUAUGUCACACAACAAGGAGAGACGAUCCAAACGUGACGAAAAACUUGACAAAAAGUCCCAGGCCAUGGAAGAGCUGAAAGCUGAGCGCGAGAAGAAGAAAAACAAAACAGCGGAACUGCUGGCCAAACGUCAGCCCCUGAAGACCAGCGAAGUUUACUCCGACGAUGAGGAGGAAGAAGAGGAAGACGAUGACAAGUCAUCAGUAAAAAGCGAUCGGAGUUCCCGUUCAUCGUCUUAUGACGACGACGAAAAAGAAGAAACUCCACCGAAGUCACAACCUGUUUCACUACCAGAUGAGCUCAACAGGGUCCGCCUGUCCAGACACAAGCUGGAGCGCUGGUGCCACAUGCCCUUCUUUGCUAAGACUGUGACCGGCUGCUUUGUGAGGAUAGGGAUUGGGAACAGCAGCAGCAAACCAGUUUAUAGGGUUGCUGAAAUUGUGGAUGUGGUAGAGACGGCGAAGGUUUACCAACUUGGAACAACGCGAACGAACAAAGGAUUACAAUUAAGGCAUGGCGGCGACACGCGGGUGUUCAGGCUCGAGUUUGUAUCAAAUCAGGAGUUUAUGGAGAGCGAGUUCAUGAAGUGGAAAGAGGCGAUGGUUGUUGCUGGAAUGCAAGUUCCGACUCUCGACGAAAUCACCAAAAAGGAGCAGUCCAUCAAAGAAGCUCUGAAUUAUAAGUUCAAUGACAAAGACAUAGAGGAUAUUGUUAAAGAGAAGGACAGAUUCCGAAAAGCGCCGCCGAAUUAUGCAAUGAAGAAAACGCAGCUACUCAAAGAUAAGGCCAUGGCAGAAGAGAGCGGAGACGCCGACAAAGUGAAAGCGAUCCAGGAUGAGUUGAACGAGCUCGAGGAAAGAGCAGAGGCACUCGACAGACAAAGGACCAAGAGCAUCUCUGCCAUCAGCUACAUCAACCAGAGGAACAGAAGCUGGAACAUCGUUGAAUCUGAGAAAGCGCUUGUGGCUGAAGGACAAAAUGCCAAAAACCAACAAAUGGACCCUUUCACACGAAGACAAUGCAAACCCACCAUGGUGUCUAAUGCCAGAGACCCGUCAGUCCAUGCAGCUAUUCUUGCUCACCUGAACCAGAAGUACGGCUCUGGAUCAGCAUCAGAUGCUGCCGGCAUGGAACUGAGCAUACAGGGUCAAGUAAACCAAAAAGACAAGGAUGGCCCCAAACCGAACACUGACCUCUCAGAGGACUUGUUUAAAGUUCAUGAUUUUGACGUUAAAAUUGACCUACAGGUUCCCAAUGCAGAGGCAAAGUCUUUGUCCGUGAGCUCCAACGCUCUGCCGGUGAAGGACGGCGCCCCCCGCAGGUCCCUCAACCUGGAAGACUACAAGAAGAGGAGGGGGCUGAUCUGAUGUGGUAGUCCAUCACUCAGUAACCACAUUGCAUGUGUAAUUGACUGUGCAGGAGAGAGAGAGAGAGAGAGAGAGAGAGACAGCGAAUGUGUGUGUGUGUGUGUGUGUGUGUGUGUGUGUGCGUGUGUGUAUAUGUGUGUGGAUGAGAGAGUGAGUGGGUGAGUGAGUGACUCCCAGAGGACGUAUGUUUGAAUGUCGAUACAGACUGUUCAUCUGAACACAGAGGAAAUACUGAUUGAGCAAAAGACAACAUUUUUCUCAAAGGAUCUCUCUCGGAGGAAAACUUGUCCAGAUAUUUGUUUUUUUUUUGCAUUAUCACACACAAUCUUGUAUAUUGAGUUGUGUUUUUUUAAUGUAUUUAACGUCUUUCCCCCUUCUUUUGGAUCUUCUGGCGCCCACUCCAUUUUUUUAUUUUUUUUUGUCUUUUUUUCUGAAAGGACACAGCUCUUGUGGAUUAUUACCUUGAACAAGGACACUAUGUUAGAAGACUUAGAUUGUUGAGGUAUUUUAUUGGACUGGUUACCUAAUGGAGCUGAUCAGCGUGUCCUCCUCAACCAUGAAUUACUGUCCAAAAUCGUCUCCCCCUACAUGUGUGAUCAUCUCCUCUGCCCUUCCAUCCUGAAUUUUAACAGCCUUGUGGGUAUUUUUUUGCAGAGUUUAGAUGAUCACCAUCUCUGACCCCGACCGUGUCUCUGGCCCUCCAUGACAAAUGUGAAAAGUUCUGGACAUAUAUCACUUUUUAAGUCUUUGAAAACAACUCAAUUUCAGAGGAACCCUUUUCUAUGACUGGUUAUAAAAGUGUUGCUUCAUUUCUGUUAUCUCUUUGUUGGUUGUUUAUGGGAUAAGUCCCCUGCCCUUAACUCCCAGAGCAGAUUCUCUGUGUUAUCGAUUGUGUCCAUAGUCAGUUCCUGUAUUGAUGUGGCAUGCCAUGUAAAUAUGCAUUUUGGAGUGAGUGCGGAAAAAAUAAAAGAGGCACUGUUUCAUAA